GGUGGUGCUCUUUGAGUAUCGAGUCGUGAUUUUCAGGGUGAAAACCCAAGGUCUGGCCACUAUUAGUUGUGUCUGGCAGUGACCUUGUUGAAGGCAUUGUUUUGGAAACACGGUCUUUCUGCAGGGUGAAAACCUAUGAUCUUUGAUCGGGCAACGAUAAUGCUUGUGCAUUAUUUCCUUCUUGUGGGCGUUGUUUUUGGAGAACCUUCUUUGUAGUCUGAGUGUUGUCUUUGGUGGUGGUUAGAGUGCUGCUACUGCGGGUGAUUGGCCAUCAUGGCAGGGUCUUUUUUUUCUUUUCUUUUUUUUCUCUUUUCAUUUUCUUUCUUGGUUGUGUGCAUUCUGGAUGUUUUUAUACAUCUUGUUGAUGCAGAGGCCGGGUGUAAUUGGUAUCUGCUUCAUAUUAAUAUAUUCCCUCUUUUAAAAAAAACAUCUAAAACCGAAGAUCUGACGGCUGUGAAUGCUAACGGCCUAAGAGAGCUAGUAAGCUCAAAACAAUCUCCAAAAUGCCAACGCUAUCCAUCAGAGGCCACCGCUUUUCUGUCUCCCGCCGAGUCCACCUCCACCGUUUCCCUCUCCCCAGUCCCCAUGGCUGAAGAAGGCCGAGUCCGCCUAGUGCCCGACUCCUCUUCCUUUUCAGCUCAGACUUGUACCGCGACUUCGAUUCGAGAACGAAGUCGGAACCAAUCCCCUGCUCCAUGGAGGAGGAAGCUAUAAAGGUAAGCUGAUCCCCUCGAGUUCCUCCUCACAUCGCACCACGACGCCACGAAACUUAGCGCGCCGAAUUGAAUCGAAUCGAAUCGAGUCGAGCAUCUCGAAUCCGCGUCCCAUCCCAUGGCGAUCCACGGCGAGCCCUCUUCCUCCGAUGCGAGCGGGAAGAAGGACUACUCCAUGGCGAUUCUCGAGAGAAAGAAGUCGCCGAACCGGCUGGUGGUCGACGAGGCCACCGGCGACGAGAACUCCGCCGUCGCUCUGCACCCGGACACCAUGGACAGGCUGCAGCUCUUCUGCGGCGACACCCUCCUGCUCAAGGGCAAGAAGCGGAAAGACACGGUCUGCAUUGCGCUCCCAGACGACACAUGCGACAAGACCAAGAUCCGGAUGAACAAGGUCGUCAGGAAGAACCUGAGGGUCCGGCUCGGCGACGUCGUCUCUGUUCAUCAGUGCCCGGACGUCAAAUUCGGGAAUCGCGUGCACAUACUUCCCGUCGACGACACGGUCGAAGGAAUCACCGGAAGCAUGUUCGAUGCCUUCCUGAAACCAUACUUUCUCGAAGCCUAUCGACCCGUCACAAAAGGGGACCUUUUCCUUGUGAGAGGCGGAAUGACAAGCGUGGAGUUCAAAGUUGUCGAGACUGACCCUGCAGAGUAUUGCAUCGUUGCACCUGAUACAGAGAUAUUCUGUGAUGGCGAGCCUGUCAGGAGGGAGGACGAGGAGAAGCUGGACGACGUCGGCUACGACGAUGUCGGUGGAGUGAGGAAGCAGAUGGCCCAGAUCAGAGAGCUGGUUGAGCUCCCACUGCGCCAUCCCCAGCUUUUCAAGUCCAUUGGUGUGAAGCCUCCCAAGGGCAUCUUGCUGUAUGGGCCACCUGGGACUGGCAAGACCCUCAUUGCUAGAGCUGUGGCUAAUGAAACAGGUGCUUUCUUUUUCCUGAUCAAUGGCCCGGAGAUUAUGUCGAAGCUGGCCGGAGAAAGUGAGAGCAACCUCAGAAAGGCGUUUGAGGAGGCUGAGAAGAACGCGCCGGCCAUUAUCUUCAUCGAUGAGAUCGAUUCCAUAGCCCCAAAGAGGGAAAAGACCAACGGAGAAGUCGAAAGGCGUAUCGUUUCGCAGCUGCUCACUCUUAUGGAUGGGCUUAAAUCCCGUGCACAUGUUAUUGUUAUGGGUGCUACCAACCGCCCAAAUAGCAUCCACCCUGCUCUCAGAAGAUUUGGUAGGUUUGACCGAGAGAUCGACAUUGGGGUCCCUGAUGAAGUUGGACGGCUUGAGGUUCUCCGGAUUCACACUAAAAACAUGAAGCUAGCUGAGGAUGUUGAACUGGAGCAUGUUUCGAGAGACACUCAUGGGUAUGUCGGCGCUGAUCUCGCCGCCCUUUGUACCGAGGCUGCUCUCCAGUGCAUUCGGGAGAAGAUGGAUGUUAUAGACCUUGAGGAUGACACCAUAGAUGCAGAGAUACUGAAUUCUAUGGCUGUCACGAACGACCAUUUCAAGAUUGCACUAGGGACAAGCAACCCAUCUGCUCUUCGUGAAACUGUUGUUGAAGUUCCAAAUGUCUCUUGGGAGGAUAUUGGUGGCCUGGAGAGCGUCAAAAGGGAGCUGCAGGAGACCGUCCAGUAUCCCGUGGAGCAUCCGGAGAAAUUUGAGAAGUUUGGUAUGUCUCCCUCAAAAGGUGUUAUGUUCUAUGGACCUCCGGGCUGCGGUAAGACCUUGUUGGCCAAGGCAAUUGCUAACGAGUGCCAGGCUAACUUUAUUAGCAUCAAAGGACCGGAGCUGCUUACCAUGUGGUUUGGUGAGAGUGAGGCCAAUGUGCGUGAGAUUUUCGACAAGGCUAGGGGGUCAGCGCCAUGUGUCCUCUUCUUUGAUGAGCUUGACUCAGUUGCCACUCAGAGAGGGAACAGUGUUGGUGAUGCCGGAGGUGCCGCUGAUAGAGUGCUGAAUCAGCUUCUUACCGAGAUGGACGGAAUGAAUGCAAAGAAAACUGUGUUCAUCAUCGGUGCUACCAACAGGCCAGACAUCAUAGACCCUGCCUUGCUUAGGCCUGGACGCCUUGAUCAGCUUAUCUACAUUCCUCUGCCUGAUGUUGAAUCCAGGCUCCAGAUCUUUAGAGCCUGUCUCAGGAAGUCUCCUGUGGCCAAAGAUGUUGACUUGAAUGCUCUCGCCAAAUACACACAGGGGUUCAGCGGUGCAGAUAUCACUGAAAUCUGCCAGCGUGCAUGCAAAUAUGCCAUCAGAGAAAACAUUGAGAAGGACAUGGAAAAGGAGAGGCGACAGAAGGAAAACCCUGAAGCCAUGGAGGAAGACGAAGUGGACGAGGUCGCUGAGAUCAAGGCUGCUCACUUCGAGGAGAGCAUGAGGUAUGCACGCCGGAGUGUUAGUGAUGCUGAUAUUCGCAAAUACCAGGCCUUUGCUCAGACACUGCAGCAGUCCCGUGGUUUCGGUAGCGAGUUCCGAUUCCCUGACCAGCCGGCAGCAGGUGCAACCGCUGCGACCGAUCCUUUUGCAUCCGCUGCCACGGCAGCUGAAGACGAUGAUUUGUACAGUUAAAUCGUCUGCUGUGCAACUUAGCCCAAUUUAGUAAUUUCCUUGUUGUACUUAUUUAUAUUAUGCUGGCACCUGUAAGAAUGGGAAGACCAUGUAAUUAUUUUUACGUGCAUGUUGUGAUAUAUAAACUUUUUUUUUGAAUUUUCUGAGAUAUAUAAACUGAA
Molecule: messenger RNA, 3419 nt
Organism: Aegilops tauschii subsp. strangulata
Lineage: Eukaryota; Viridiplantae; Streptophyta; Magnoliopsida; Poales; Poaceae
Product: cell division control protein 48 homolog E-like
Biological process (GO): mitotic spindle disassembly; autophagosome maturation; retrograde protein transport, ER to cytosol
Cellular component (GO): VCP-NPL4-UFD1 AAA ATPase complex; nucleus; cytosol
Molecular function (GO): ATP binding; polyubiquitin modification-dependent protein binding; ATP hydrolysis activity
Source: RefSeq, a predicted model, not a curated record